This is a messenger RNA of Monomorium pharaonis (pharaoh ant), 3037 nucleotides long. RefSeq lists its product as uncharacterized. The transcript is spliced from 10 exons. Gene Ontology annotation, cellular component: extracellular region. The record is from RefSeq and is a predicted model, not a curated record. NCBI's taxonomy places the organism in Eukaryota, Metazoa, Arthropoda, Insecta, Hymenoptera, Formicidae. The coding region runs from base 1175 to 2902 and encodes 575 amino acids. Gene Ontology annotation, molecular function: chitin binding.
AAAAUAUUUGAAUGUUUACGAAAAGCAUAUAUUUAAACAUUAAAAUAAUAAAACAAAAUCUUCACAGAAAUUUUGCUAUUCUUGAAUUUGUAAUUCUAAACAUUCGUGUAAAGUGUCGAAAGCAUGUAAAUAUUUAACAUUUAUUAUUAAAAAACGAAGCCUUUAUCACAAUUUUCUGUUAUUCCUGAUUAUCGUUUUAUUUUAUUAUCUCGGAUUAUUCCUUUAAUUUUCUUCCACCUGUUACCAAAAGCACUCUAUAUAGAUAUCAUAAAAUUUAUCUUUAAAUUUAUUAAAUAUCAAAGAAUCACAUUGUUUAAACAAUUGUUUUGCUGCAGGAUUUUAAAGUAUGUGUAAUAUUGGUAGAAGAUAUUUUCAGCGUAUUAAUUUUCUUUCGCGCAUUCCAUAUAUAACCACUCUCCAUUACGUAGUGACGAGUUGAGAUGAAGAAGAUUGCGACAACUUACAUCUCACAGACGUAAUUAGAACAAGGCUAAGGGAUAGCGGUGAGCGAUUGUACCAACGGUAUGUAGGUAGCGGAUACGCCGAUUUCUAAAUAGAACGUUCGAAUCUCACGUGCUGCAUGCUGAACAUCAAGGACAUUUUUCAAACUUUGCACUCAAUUCGUUAUUAAAAAUGGAUUAAUAAUGUAUAAAAUGUUCUUACAUUUCAGUCAGUCUCUCUCGUUGGAAUUUUUACUCUCAAGGUAAACUCGUAUUAUCGAUAAUCAUUGAUCGCGCGAUCUCGCGAUCAUUAUAAAUAAUUCAAUGUUUUGUUUUGAUAAAACUAAAGAGAUAAACGUAAGAAAAAAUAGAGUUCUUGGAUGCCGAAUAUGCUUAAUUAAAUUUACGUAAACCUGAGAAAAUGUUACGAACGUGGGAAUCGAGCUGUAAGUGUAACACAAUACAGUUGGAAACAGGUUUACGCAAACAUAUUAUCUCACGUAAUUUACAUAUCUCGUAAAAUGUGCGGAUAUAUUUAUUCGUAAUAGCGUGAGGAAAGCAGAAUAAAUUGUUAAACAGUUAGAUUGUGAAGUUUCCGAUAAUGACAAAUUGCAGCUUACAUAUUUCGAUAAUAAUGUAUAAGUGUAAGGUGAAGCCAUUGCACACAAACAUUACUGCUAGAGUUCACCCAUUGCUCCAACCUGCAUUCCAGUGUUGCAUAUCCGUAUUAUGCAAUGCACAGAAGUCACAUCGGAGCAAGAAUCCGUUGGAAGGAUGCGCUCGACAAUAUAAACUGCGAACAGCAGAUGAGACGCAUAAACGAGAUCACUAUGAAUAUAAGCAGACAAGGGCAUUGGUGUCGACUACUGUUGGCAACCGUAAUUUUGUCGGGGCACAUUAAUGCGGAAAAGCAAAAGCGGCAGAUUUUUCGAGAGCAAGUGCUACCAGCAUUGGGUGGCAAGAUUCCAGAGGAAGCUUUCAGAACAGAUCGUUUGGCGCUGAAUCGAUUGAACAAGGAGGGUAUUACCGUGCCGGACGGCGUCGUCCUGGAUGCUCGGCACAUCCACAAGCAUCCUCAUCCUGAUCAAAGAAUACCAGAAAUAAUAAAGGUCUAUUUAACAUCGGAUGGUCGAUACGUGUCGCCGGAAGGUCGACCUCACUAUAAUUACCCGAAAACCGUCGACACAACUUACAUUAUACGAAAGCCAUUUAUGCACACAAAUCACAGAGCGCCAAACAAUUUCGAGAGCGUUAAACUUCAAGGCUAUCCAAAGCCACAGGUCUACUCAAAUUAUAGACAAUUUGUUCCGAUUGCACCGCCUGCCAAACCGGGUGUUUAUAAACCUAUUGUAACGCCUCUCGUACUUCCUAAUAGAAAUCUAUUUGAUUUAUCAAGCUGGACAGAAUACGAAUGGGACACCAUAUAUGAACCAUACGAUGAUUACUUCGCUAACAAUCUCGAAUUCUUUGAUUCGCAUCAGAUCAUUACAGAUUAUGAAGGAUUUCUCAAUGAAUUCCAUAGACGAUCCUUGAGACACGUUAGUGAGAAAAAUAACGACAGAAAUCAACAGCAUCAUCAUCAAAAGUAUCAGGAAUCAAAAUUAUCAUCAACGCCUUAUCAGAAAGCUACAUCAAAUGUUGCCAAUUCUCACGAUUCUACUUAUACAAGUCUCACGAAAAUACCGGAAACUAGUUUUUCUUGCCGUGGAAGAAAGGGAAUGUUCGCAGAUGUUGAAACCAAGUGCCAAGUAUUUCACAAUUGCUCAGAUUGGUCAAAAACAUCUUCACUGUGUCCGUCAGGAACAGCAUUUAGCGAGGCAAACAACCGCUGCGAAUGGUUUUAUACCGUACAAUGCAAAAAACACGGCCUCACAGCGGAAACUGGUCCAGUUUCGUUCAUAUUCAAACUCAGUGCGGUCAUGUCGGGAAAUCGUACUAUCCUUGGUAUACUUCUAUUCGCCGCUAUGGCAGCGCCCUAUUCGGCCGUAUUGCAGGAACGAAUAGUAGUGAGCGAUUAUUAUGACGAUUAUCAAAAUUUCCAACCGGUAGUGGGAUUUAAGCGACCUAUUGUCGUAAAAGAAGAACCGAAGAAAGGUCAAGAUUUCAGCAAGAUUCCCGGAAUCCCCGGAAUAGAUUAUCCUAUCUAUCACACAGUCCCGCCUACUAGUUUUUCCUGCGCACAUGUUCCAGUCGUACCGGGAAUGUACGCAAACGUGGAAACCGGUUGUCAGGCAUAUCACAUUUGCCAUGACGGACGAGAAGGGCAUCAGGGUGCUUCCUUUUUAUGCACCAAUGGAACACUUUUUAAUCAAAACGAAUUUGCGUGUGACUGGUGGUAUAAUGUUAAUUGUGCCGAUGCACCAGCCCUUUAUAGGGUAAAUGAAGACCCAUUAAAAAAUCCAUACGUACCAAAGGAGACAAAGGAUGCGAUUCGGAAAAGGUUACAAAUUGUCGUAUUUUAAAUAUAAUUAGCUGCGUAACUGAUUAACUCGAUACUACAAUGUUUCCAUACGCAUAUUUCUUAUAUGCCUUAUUUAUAACAUUCGUGUGUCUCUCGUCAAGGUUAGUAAUAAAACAAUAAAAUUAAUAUAUAAAUA